Messenger RNA from Cajanus cajan (pigeon pea), 3988 nucleotides. RefSeq lists its product as uncharacterized. Gene Ontology annotation, biological process: regulation of gene expression. Gene Ontology annotation, cellular component: peroxisome. The record is from RefSeq and is a predicted model, not a curated record. Gene Ontology annotation, molecular function: RNA nuclease activity. Lineage: Eukaryota; Viridiplantae; Streptophyta; Magnoliopsida; Fabales; Fabaceae.
CUGCAGAGUGCAGAGUGCAGAGUGCAGAGUGCAGAGUGCAGAGUGGUGAAUCGAAGCGAGCAAUGAGGUUCCUUCUCCGCAGGCACCUCUGGCAUUUCUCAGCGUCCCCAGCUCGCACGCUUCUGCUUCGGCUCCGAGCGUGCGAGCUGUCAUCUUCUCCUGACUGCUCCCGAAACGUGAGGGUUUCGGUGUGGUGGGAUUUCAAGAACUGCGACGUUCCCGCCGGCGUAGACCCAUCGAAGGUUGCCCCCGCAAUCACCAAGGCCCUUAGGGCCAACGGGAUCAAAGGCCCGCUUCACAUUACCGCUUUCGGCGAUGUUCUCAUGCUCUCCAAGCCCAACCGGGACGCACUCGCUAACACCGGCAUUCAAUUCACCCACGUUCCUAAAGGUGGAAAGAAUAGUGGCAACAUUCUUGUUGAAAUCAUGUUUUGGGUAUCCCAAAAUCCUCCACCUGCACAUCUAUUUCUGAUAUCUGGUGAUAGAAGUUUUGCCUGCAUAUUACACUGGUUAAGAAUGAAUAAUUACAAUAUCUUGCUUGCUAGUCCAAAGAAGGCUUCUGGUGUUCUCUUUAGUGCAGCAACUAUAAUGUGGCAAUGGUCUUCAUUGCUUAAGGGAGAAAACCUUUCUGGAAAACAUUUCAACCAUCCUCCUGAUGGUCCAUUUGGUUCUUGGUAUGGAAACUUUAAGGUGCCACUUGAAAACCCAUUCCUCGCUGCUGAGCCAUCUACAUCUUUACAGAAUGUGGAGAUCAAUGAACCUUCCUUAGACUUAAAGUCAGGUGCAGUUUCAAAGUCACUUGUACGGCAAGUUAAGCAUAUAUUGAGUUCACAUCCAAAAGGGAUCUCCAUUACAGAUCUUCAUGCAGAGUUGGCAAAGUGUGAUGAGCAUUUGGAUAAAAGUUUAUAUGGAUUUAGAAGCUUUUCACGUUUUCUAUUAUCAAUUCCACACAUACAGCUCCAGCCUUUAGGGAGUGCUAAUUUUCGAGUAUUUUUGCUUGCAUCAGAGUCCCCUGAACCUUUUGACAGCAGUGUUGUCCCAUUAACAUCAUCUUCUGUUAAGAAUGAGGAGAGAGGGGGAUAUGCGGAUGGUACUCCCUCAAAUGCCACUUUCCGUGCAAGGAGUAUGAAUGAUGAUUCAAAAUCAUUCCAACCAGUCCCUUCGCAAGGCAAAACCAUUGGAGAAUAUGUGGAUGGUAAAUCAUCAUUUCCUUCAUCGGUUGAAAGACAUGAAUUUCAGCCCCAAAAUGAGUUGCAGAAAUAUUCUCUGGCUAGUGAGAAGGUUGCGGAUGUGGCUGACGCACAAAUACCUAAGAUUCAACCGCCAUCCAUGGAAAACAAAUUUUCCAAAACUAAGAUUGGUUCCUUAAAAACUAGAUCUAAAAAGUCAUCUGGCAAUGACAAUUUUAAGUCUGAGGAUGCAAGUCAUAAAAUUGUAGAAAAACAUACCACUUCAGGUAGUCACUGUGCUGGAAAUGAUCACACAACAGUGGAACACAAUGGUAUUGCAAAUUAUGACUUGGGAAAUUUUAAAGCAAAGAACAAAUGUGAGAAUCCAACUAAGGCUGAUGAAGUUUGUUGCAGCCCAUAUUCGUCACCAGUUGAUAAGAAUCUGUCUGAAAAAAGAGUUGACGGAAUUGCUGAAACUUAUAACAAAAGACCAACAUUCUUUAGAUGGAUUAGAAGUUGGUGGCCAUUUUGGAGAAGCAACGCAAAGUUUGAUGAUUUGGAUGCUCAUCAGAACAAGGUAGUUAGUCAUUUGGAGGAUUCUAAGUUAUCUGAAAUGGACCAGACUGUUAGUCAUUUUGAAGAACCCAAGGUAUCAGAACCAGACCAGAAUGUUAUUCAUUCUCGGAAGCCUGAGUUGUUUUCUAGUGUCUCCUUUUGGAAUGAUUUGGAAUCUUUUAUUUUCACGCCCAAAGGAUCACUUAUUGUUUCCCAGUCAAAAAGCAGGGGGGAUAUGGCACAUAAAUUACAAAAUGAUGGACCCCUCGUUCUUAGAUCUCUCACUCGAAAAGAUAUCAUUCAAUUGGUGGAAUUGUUAACAGCAGAGAAAAAGUGGUUGGUGGAGAUCUCCUCUGAAGCAUUUCCCUUUAGGUUAACUCAAUCAGUUCAGAAGAACUCAUUGAUGGAUCAAUCCCAUGGUGCAAAUGGCUUGAGAUCUGUCUUUCUGAGCAAACUGUCACAGUCCAAGUUGCAAAAGUCAUUUGAACAUGAUGUGGAGAAACACAAUCAGAGUAUUCCACAUACUAGAGUUUCCACAACUGCCUCCGAAAUAAAGUAUACUGAGAGGUCUAGAAAUGAUAUAUUAGAAGAUUGUCAGAAACUUGUAAAUGAGAUAUUGAGGGAACACCCAAAGGGAUAUCGUAUCAGUUCUUUUCCAAGACUGUUUGUUGAUAGGUAUGGUUAUCAUCUUAAUUUACAGAAGCUUGGUUAUAAAAAGUUAGCAACCUUACUACAGAUAAUGCCAGAUGUUAAAGUAGAUUCCACUUAUAUUUUUCCUUCUAGUCAUGCUGUUAGUGCUUCUGAUGGGGAAACUUCUAUCCUCAAAACUGAAAACUUUAAAGAAACUUCUGUUCACGCAGUCUCAAAUUCAGAUGGUGAAUUAUCUGAUUCACCACCAAAAGAUGAUAACAUGGAAUCUCCAUGGCAGGAAUUAGAUCGUGCUUCUGUCAACAAUUCCCACCAGAGUAAUAUGGAGUCAAAAUUAAGUCAGAAAGUCAAAAAACCAGAAUACAUCAAAGGUUCCUGUUUAUGAACCUAUUGUCUCAGAUUAUGAGUUUUCUGAAUCUGAAGGAGAUUGCUCUUAUUUAAUUCGAUCUGAAAAGCAAGGAAAGCCAAAAUGUGAUGAACAAGACAGUUCUUUCUGGCAAGCUCUGGAUUUGUGGCACAGCAGUAAGGAAAGAGAGAAUAGUGUCACGAAGUUGGACAAUUAUGGUGACUCGAGGAAUACUUUGGCGGAUAUUUUAAAUUCAUCCACCGAGUCUAUCCAGGGUACCCUUUCCAUAGACCCUGCAGGGAAUUAUAGGCAAAAAUCUCAGAAGAACUAUUCAUUUGUUGCUGACCCAGGACUGUUACCUGAGAAAGACAGACUGGUUGAUGGGAUAUUAAAUGGCCUCAACUCCCUCAAGAAAGCAGAUAAGUCAAAAAUGCAAAACUGAGGAGUUCCUUGUGUGAACUUUACCUAGGUCCUGGUCUCCUAGAAUCCCAUUAAUCUGGGAUUCCCAUCAUUCAUGGUUACACGGAUAGGAACUGUACAACUAGAUGUUGAUUAGUUCUUCAUAACGAUGAAUUGCAGUUUCGUCUGUUAACAGCCUGGUCUGGUUUGCUUAUUGCAAUACCAUUGUUGGGUCUCAGGUUCUAGAUAUGACAUACCCUGAAGGUCCAAACUCUUCAUCCAAACCAACAAAAGAAAAAUGAAUUACAGUUUCAGGUGGCCAUGAUACUGGCAUUUAAAUUGAGGAUGAUUCAGUUGGUUCCAGGUUGCAGUUAUGGAAAUUCUGUGUUUAAAUAUUCAUUUAUGAUAUAACUACUGGAACUGUUGAAUAUUGGUUUUUUACGUGCUGUCUUGAUAUCUGAUCAUACAUAGUAUGUCAAUGGGUCAUAAGACUUUCAAAGGAGCAUGAGCCGUACGAGACGGUAUCUGCUUAAUUCAUUCAAGGGCCUGUAUCCUCUUGUUUUCUUUCCUCCUUUUUCUGGUCAACGGGCAAUUCCGCUACCAUUUUGUCAGGUAAGGAAUUUAAGAUGACUCGCAAUUCUUAAUUCUUUUUUUAGUUAAAGUUUUAUUUGCAACUAUUGAUAAUUCAAUUAUUUGUAUUUUGUAGCUUAAAGUAUCCCGUUUAACUUUUAACUUUUAAAAUCUUGUAGAAAUCAUCUAAUGAGAAUGUUGUACUACUUUUUUAAAUUAGUCAAUUUGAAUAAUAAUGUUUGUAUGAUAUGGCAUAGGGGUGACUCUUUUUUUCGGUGGAUUUGGAUUCUCUAUUGUAAAAU